Messenger RNA from Paramacrobiotus metropolitanus, 1806 nucleotides. RefSeq lists its product as uncharacterized. Gene Ontology annotation, biological process: spermatogenesis. Bases 1 to 1806 code for a protein of 601 amino acids. The transcript has 2 exons. NCBI's taxonomy places the organism in Eukaryota, Metazoa, Tardigrada, Eutardigrada, Parachela, Macrobiotidae. The record is from RefSeq and is a predicted model, not a curated record.
AUGUCCGGUCGAGAGAACCCGUAUGAACGGAAGUUCGACCAAGGCUACGCCCGACGAGACAACGCAGGCGGGUACACCUUCCGCCAUGCCGGCCCGGGUAGUGAGCCUCACUCGUCGGAUUCCAACCGAUCGAGUAAGUCCGGCAAGUCGAACCAGUCGACUAAGUCGGCCAAGGAGAAGCGGGAUGCGCGGAUCCUGGCAAACGACUUCACCCAAUCGCCGGAGGAUAGCUUCGAGGACGCCCACGACCGGACGUUCCUCGAGCUACCACAGGCUGAGUCGGAGGUUCUGCAUGACCCAAUAGGUCAAACUGCGAACUCCGAGCCUGCGGCUGGACUUGUGCACCCAACAGGUGCCUCGCCAGUCUUCUUCCCGGCCAUCACCCCGGACCAUGGAGCCUCGAGCCCGGCGCUAAGUAGCUCCGAGGCGUCACCAGACAUGGGUGACCCUGUGCAGCCCCAACAGGGCAGCAUGGCUGGACCGAAACCGAGGCAAGGCCAGAUGAGCCCGAGCCAGACGAAGGGUACGGUUGGAACACCCAAGACCCGGCCGGCAACCCCCACUUCCUCGGCUAAAAAAGCCGUUUCCCCGGUCAAAUUCCGGAUUUCGUCGGUUGCAACCUCCACGGGCGAGGUUGAGGGUUCGGUUACCGAGGUUAACUUAACCUCGGCUGGCGGACCGUCAUCCCCGAAACCCAAAACCCCCGGCAGUGAACCUAUGCUGACCCGAGCCAGCCGGAUCGAAGCCUCAAAGGCUGAUCGGAAGUCGAAAUCGGCUUCACCGAAGGUUGCAAAGCCAACCUCGGACCUUCCGGCCACACCCCCGAUGUUCGAACCCUCGGACCUCGGGGCUGGUAAAACUCCAUCACCGACCGACGAUGUCUUCGACGCAACCGUGUUACCCAAUAAGGUGACCGAGCGUCCGGACAGCAGGAAAGGCUUCAGGUUUCCGUCACCGAAGCAAUACCCAGGCUCACACAUCGGAGCCUCGGACUACACACCCCGGCGGUACCUGACAAAGACCCCUCCGGAGAAGAUUGACAACCCACAAGUCCUCCGUCAACGGAUUUACGAGCUGCAAAACCAGCUCUUGGCCGGACAAAACAUCGUCGAAUCGACGGAGAAUGUUCUGUCCCAGACGGUGGCUUCGCACAAACAGGAGCGCAAGAGGCUCACUGACGAACUUGAACGUGCGAAUGCUGUCAUUGAUGACCUCACCCAAGAGAUUGAACGGUUAGAGGCCCAGUUGCAAGUAACUGAGGAGCCCCGCCGUCACGAACAAGCCGAAGUCACUAGACUCCAGGACAUGCUGGAGCAGUCUCGGGCCGAAGUGGCCACCCUGCGCCAGGACUUGGAGCAGCGGUUACAGGCCCUCGGCUACUCCGAGGCUGGCUCGGCGGAACUCCAUAAGAUGUUCGACCGGGUGGAUGAGUAUCGCGAGGAGAACCAUCACCUCAAACAAGGCAUCAUCGGCCUGGAGGGAGAGAUCGACGAGCUCAACUCGGAACUCGACUUCCUCCGGACGGCCUAUGCGAAUCUCCGGGAGAACCAGAACGACCCGGAGGGUAUAGCCUUAGACCUUCGGCUAUGCCAGGCCCAACUUGGCCAGCAGAUCCUCGCCCUCACCACCCAUCUUCAGAACGAAACAGCCCGGUUCGAACAGGCUCGCGUUGAGAAUCUCGCAGUCAUCGAGGCUCAACGGGCCCGGAUCACACAGUUGGAGUCCGAGAAGACCCAACUACAAAUCGAUCAGGACUCUCUUCUAAAGUACCAACAGGAACUUUACGACUAUAUACCACGGACGUGA